Messenger RNA from Pseudo-nitzschia multistriata, 1035 nucleotides. The record is from the annotation of a GenBank genome assembly. Lineage: Eukaryota; Bacillariophyta; Bacillariophyceae; Bacillariales; Bacillariaceae.
GACRGAGAUCAGUACUACUACGCUAAGUGYUUGGUUGGUGGAGGCCUCUCCUCGAGCCUCCGUUGGGCGCUCACGCCUUUGGAUUACGUCAAGUGCAAUAUGCAAGYGCAUCCAUCACGAUAUCCAAACUUUUCGUCUGGAUUGGUUUCGGUGUAUACAAAACAAGGWCUGUCGGGAUUGUAUCGUGGAUUUACCCCGACCGUUUUGGCCUAUUUUUCUCAGAGUGGCUGCAAAUAUGCCAUGUAUGAGUUUCUGAAGGACCRWUUUACGGAGGUCCUUGGUAGUGAMCAAGCUGCUAAAAAUAAAAYUCUAGUCUAUGCGGUAGCGGCUGGAUCUGCCGAGGCCAUCGCCGACAUAGCGAUGUGUCCGUGGGAAAUGCUCAAAGUUCAGAUCCAAACUGCCAGGUGUGAAGAGUCCUUUCCUUCCAGGUUUGGCCCUGCCCUGCGAUCGAUGAUGGAACAGCGACAAACCCUCAAUUUUCCCUUUGGAUCCCUCAGCCCSCUUUGGUCCCGACARGUGAUCGGGACCAUGGCCAAUUUUGUGGUCUUUGAACACACGGUCGAUUGGAUGUAUGGCUAUUUUUUGAGAACCGAGAAGUGCGACUGUAACAAAUCAACACAGCUGGCGGUGUCUUUUGCUUCGGGUUUUUGCUCGGGCGUUUUCUCUGCGACCGUCUCUCACCCCGCUGAUUCACUKUUGUCGCUACGGGCUCGGUUUCCAGAAAUGACAUACUCUGAGAUUGCCCGUACCGUGGGAUGGAAAAAACUAGCUACGCAGGGACUAAUUCCAAGGGCGGCCGUUACCGGAACCAUAAUCGCUAGUCAGUGGUUCCUMUACAACUCGUUCAAGACUGUAAUCGGGCUAGGAACGACUGGAGGCUGAACUGGACUUAUCGGCGAAGAAAAAAGAGAGCACGCACAAGAAGACGAUGGGGAUGAAGAUUUCGACAUGGCACGAAAUGCGUGGAACAUCUUUACUGUUGUUGCGAUCCUCUUCUUUCGUCCGAUCUUGAAACAAUAAUACCAAAUAAUUGGU